Molecule: messenger RNA, 1112 nt
Organism: Liolophura sinensis
Lineage: Eukaryota; Metazoa; Mollusca; Polyplacophora; Chitonida; Chitonidae
Exons: 2
Coding region: 330-1112 (260 amino acids)
Source: RefSeq, a predicted model, not a curated record
GGGAAAGGGAAAAGAAGGAUGGCACAUGAGGUGGAAAGUGGGAGUAAAGCAAAGGUAAGGUUCAGUUUUAAGUGCUUGUAAACAAAAAGGCUGUGGUAAUAUUAUCUGGAAAUGACCUUUGUAUUAUUCCCAUAUAACUUGUCUGUAAAUGUGUAUUGAAACAUGUCAUGGUAAAUGUAAUCUCACACUAAUGAUAUCAGUAAAAGCAGUCCUGCUGUAUACAGAAAUAGUCAACACCUGUAUCAAGAAUAUCAAAGCAUGCUGUUGUGAAAUGCAAGUCCAUUUUUAUUAAUUGCAUAAAGUAUGUAACUAAUUAUGUCAUAGUAAUCAUGUCAUAUUUUAUUCUGUUUCAGAUGGUUGUAUUGAGGGAUGGGGAUUCGGGGAGGGGUGACCGGGUGGAGGGCCACAGAGUCCCCGACUUUGUGGACCUGACAUCAAACAACGACCUGGUUGAUGCUUUCAAGACUGGCCAGGUCGUUGUUCGACAUGAAUCUGCUCCUCAACAGAGGGAUUGCUGCCAGCACUGCCACGCGAUCCCUCUGUUGCCGGACCAGAUUCGAGAGAUUGUUCGGCAGGAACUGGUUUCCUACACAGAAGAAAAACACCGGAGGUUUGAGGGCAUGCUGAAGCAACAGCUGGCUGAAAUACUGCCAGGGUUGCUGGAGAGACAGGGAGAAGGCAAAGUCCUUGCCUCCCCACCUGCCUCCUCCUCAGCUGCCACCCCACUGCCUUCCACCCCUCCAGAGAUGCCAUCUACUGUUGGGGUGGGUGUUGCUAAACAGCAUUUAAGGCUUGGUGCGCACAAGGAUGAUUGCCAUUUUAUGCAUGACUUGUGCGUCAUCCCGGAUAGUGUGGUAGCAAUGGUAGAGAAAAAAUCUGCAGGAAAUCCACAGAUUUUUGCCUUGACCUUGACCAUGGCACUAUUCCGGGGGGAGGAGCUGUCUGGUAGGGCUGUUGACGGCUUAAAGCAAGGGAAGGCAGCUUUGAGCCCUCGACGCCUGAAUGCCAUCAAACAAAAGGUGUUUGAUGUGCACUCAGUGCCCCCGUCACAAAGACAGGAGAAGUUAUUUUCCUCCAUGAAAUUGGUUUCCUAUUGGUCAAGGUAUUGCUGA